This is a messenger RNA of Zingiber officinale, 1457 nucleotides long. Its product is annotated as dnaJ homolog subfamily B member 13-like. The transcript is spliced from 3 exons. Gene Ontology annotation, molecular function: protein-folding chaperone binding. The record is from RefSeq and is a predicted model, not a curated record. Lineage: Eukaryota; Viridiplantae; Streptophyta; Magnoliopsida; Zingiberales; Zingiberaceae. Bases 248 to 1300 code for a protein of 350 amino acids. Gene Ontology annotation, cellular component: cytosol.
AACCUCUGGAUUCCACACUGCCAGAACUAUCGAGAGGAGGUAAAGCUUCGAUCGAUCCAUUUCGCAUUGCGAUUUGCGGAAGAGGGAGGAGAAGAACGCCACGGUGGAAGAAUCGAGGGGAACCAAGCGGAGUGGCACCGACAGUCUUCAUCAUCAGGAGAAGAGAAGAAGGUACAGCAGCAGCAAUCGUUGCCACACUGAUUACACCGGUGAGGGCAGCAGGAGUGGAGAGGCGGCGGACGGAGAGAUGGGGGUGGAUUACUAUAAGAUACUCGGGGUGGACAAGAGCGCUAAGGACGACGAUCUCAAGAAAGCCUAUCGCAAGCUCGCCAUGAAGUGGCACCCCGACAAGAACCCCAACAACAAGAAGGAAGCGGAGGCCAAGUUCAAGCAGAUCUCGGAAGCUUAUGAGGUCCUGAGCGAUCCGCAAAAGCGCGCUGUCUACGACCAGUACGGCGAGGAGGGACUCAAGGGCCAGGUCCCCCCGCCGGGCGCCGGUGGUCCAGGAGGCGCCACCUUUUUCUCCAGCGGCGGGGACGGGCCGACCUCGUUUAGGUUCAACCCCAGAAGCGCCGACGAUAUUUUUGCAGAAUUCUUCGGGUUUUCCAGCCCGUUUGGUGGGAUGGGCGGCGGUGGUGGUAGCACCAGGGCCGGAUCCAGAUUUCCCGCGGGAAUGGGGAUGUUCAGUGAAGAUAUCUUCGGUUCUUCAUUUGGCACUGCCGGGGAGGGUGCAUCGAUGAGCUCUCAAGUUCCUCGAAAGGCAGCCCCCAUUGAGAAGCGGCUGCCGUGCAGCCUUGAGGAGCUGUACAAAGGGACCACCAAAAAGAUGAAAAUCUCCAGAGAAAUUUUGGACGCCAGUGGUAAAACAAUGACUGUGGAAGAAAUUUUAACAAUUGAUGUCAAACCGGGAUGGAAGAAGGGCACAAAAAUAACAUUCCCAGCAAAAGGAAAUGAAUCACCAAAUGUAGUUGCUGCAGAUAUCGCCUUCAUCAUAGACGAGAAGCCUCAUCCUCUAUUCAGCAGGGAAGGCAAUGAUCUGGUUACGACACAAAAGAUUUCUUUGGCGGAAGCCCUGACAGGUUACACAGCUCAUUUGACCACACUUGAUGGUCGAAGCCUCACCAUUCCCAUCAGCAAGGUCAUCCAUCCUGGCUACGAAGAGGUGGUGCCUGGAGAAGGAAUGCCGAUUCCCAAAGAUCCAUCCAGGAAGGGAAAUCUUCGCAUCAAGUUCGACAUCAAGUUCCCGACGAGGCUGACUGCAGAUCAAAAGGCUGGCUUCAAGAGAUUGUUGGUUCCAUGAGAAAAAUGAGAAUUUGAUAAUAUGCAGCUUCCAAGUUUAGAGCCAAGUACAUGGAUGUUAACUAAGAAAACAUGGUUUAUUAUCAUCUACUAUAUCACUUAAUGUUUGGUGGAUUUAUAUAAUGCAUUUUUCAAGUCAUAGAAUAAUGAGUCACAAA